AUGAGCAUCUCAAAGAACGAACACAUUGCGAUUGUCGGUGGCGGGGCUUUUGGGCUGUCGACUGCUUUCGAGCUGUCGCAGCAGGGCUAUACAGACAUUACGGUCUUUGAAAAGGAUGGAGAGAUUCCUUCAAGAUGGUCGGCCGCAAACGAUCUGAACAAGAUCAUGCGCGCUGAGUACGAAGACCCAUGGUACACAGAACUCGGUGUCGAAGCCGCAAAGAAAUGGCAAACAGCCCUUUACGCACCCUACUUCCAUCGAGUCGGCUAUCUCAACUGUGUGUCCGGCGCUGGCACACAAAAAGCCAUCAACUCAAUGAAUUCAUUCAAAGCUGCAGGCGAGGCACAUCCAGAUAUCAAACCCUGGGUCUCUAGUGUAUCGACCCGCCAGGAGCUUCAAGAUAUUUGCUGGCAAUUUAACCAGGGCGAGAUGCCAGGGUGGAAGGGCUACUUCAACCGUUACGACGGCUACGUCCACUCUGCUAACGCUCUCCGUGGUAUUUACCGUGCUGCAAGAUCGAACGGUGUACGAUUCUUCCUCGGCGAGAAGAGGGGAGCCAUCCAGGAGAUCGUCUACCAGGGCAGUGGCGCGAACGGGAAGAGCGUCGGCGUCAAGACCAAAGAUGGACAGUUCCACGCUGCCUCGCUCGUCAUCGUCGCCACUGGUGCGGCAGCCUCAAAGAUCGUUCCAGAAAUUGGCGCUCGCGUCUCUGCGAAGUCAUGGUCCGUUGCACACAUCCGUCUUACAGACGAAGAGACCGCAGCGCUGCGCGGUAUUCCCGUCACAUAUGCGCGCGAUCUUGGAUUCUUCUUCGAGCCUGACCCGAAGACCAACCUCCUCAAGCUCUGCCCCAUGGGCGGUGGUUUUAUCAAUACCAACCCCGCGACUGGUGUCUCUGAAGCACCCGAGGAUGUCCAGCGCUUUGUACCUCCCGAGGAUGAGCGCAAGAUGCGCGAACUCCUCCGCCAAACUCUGCCUUACCUUGCCGAUCGGCCACUUGUCGAGAAAACAUUAUGUUGGUUUGCUGACACCAACGAUUCUGAAUUCAUCAUUGACUAUCUACCCAAGACUGGCGGGUCAGUCAUAGUCCUGUCUGGUGACUCUGGUCACGGUUUCAAGAUGUUCCCAAUUGUCGGUUCGUGGGUGAACAACCUUCUCAAUGCUCCCGAGGGCAAGCAAAAAGAAAAGAGGUGGCAGUGGAGGACAAACCAGCCUAACGAUGGUACUGCGAGACAAGACGAUGUGAGUUGGCGCGUUGGUGACGUCCAAGAGCUGAGGGACAUUACACCGAAUGUUUCAAAAUUUUAA
Messenger RNA from Ascochyta rabiei, 1308 nucleotides. RefSeq lists its product as uncharacterized. Gene Ontology annotation, molecular function: saccharopine oxidase activity; flavin adenine dinucleotide binding; sarcosine oxidase activity. NCBI's taxonomy places the organism in Eukaryota, Fungi, Ascomycota, Dothideomycetes, Pleosporales, Didymellaceae. The coding region runs from base 1 to 1308 and encodes 435 amino acids. The record is from RefSeq and is a predicted model, not a curated record. The transcript has 2 exons.